Messenger RNA from Pungitius pungitius (ninespine stickleback), 404 nucleotides. RefSeq names its product stress-associated endoplasmic reticulum protein family member 2 (gene serp2). NCBI's taxonomy places the organism in Eukaryota, Metazoa, Chordata, Actinopteri, Perciformes, Gasterosteidae. The transcript is spliced from 3 exons. The record is from RefSeq and is a predicted model, not a curated record. Bases 117 to 314 code for a protein of 65 amino acids. Gene Ontology annotation, cellular component: endoplasmic reticulum. Gene Ontology annotation, biological process: endoplasmic reticulum unfolded protein response.
UCAGGGGUCUCCUAGCUAGAUGAAGGGGUGCUGUCGACAGCCUGCAGCUUUUAUUAAGAAAAAAAAAAUCCACCAAGGCUCUAAUUCAUUCCGGCUUUUGGAGAUCGUUCCGGAAGAUGGUGGCUAAACAGAGGAUCCGCAUGGCCAACGAGAAACACAGCAAGAACAUCACGCAGAGAGGAAACGUGGCCAAGACGCUGCGACCACAAGAAGAGAAGUACCCUGUUGGCCCCUGGCUGCUCGCCCUCUUUGUAUUUGUCGUGUGCGGCUCAGCCAUAUUUCAGAUCAUCCAGAGCAUCCGUAUGGGAAUGUGAUGCGAGAGGAGCCCCCCCCCUCAUGACCCCUCACCCCCACCUGGAGGCCCAGAGACUGACGCCAGAACUUCGGAUCCAGCAGAUUUUAGA